This is a messenger RNA of Desarmillaria tabescens, 549 nucleotides long. RefSeq lists its product as uncharacterized. The annotation marks the transcript as partial. NCBI's taxonomy places the organism in Eukaryota, Fungi, Basidiomycota, Agaricomycetes, Agaricales, Physalacriaceae. The record is from RefSeq and is a predicted model, not a curated record. The transcript has 4 exons.
CGAAAAUUGAAACCUGAGAUUUCUUUACUAAGAGAUCGGACGGGGCUCGAACAACAGUACAAGAAUUUCGAUAACAGAAGACUUCUUAUAUUCAUUACCUGUGUAUCCAAGAUCCUUGCAGAAGUAUCCAUCGCUUUAUUUGCCUGUACAACCCUAUUGGCUAUGGUUUUACCUUGGCAUUGGAGGUUUAUCAUCUCUAAGGCUGGGCUCGCCUUAGCCAUCGGAGCAAUAGCGUAUUUGGGUUUUGACGUGUCUAAACGCAUGCAGAGAUACGUUCUUGCCGUCCAAAACUUGUACAUGCAUCACUUUCUAUUCAUUUGGGGCUGGAACGACUUGAAGGCGUGCCUUACUCAUAUAGCCGAAAAAGAUGUUCCGGUAUCUGACCUGCAGGAUAUGAGGAACUUCGUAUGGUCUUUCCAAUCAUCGUUUUUAGGGAAAGAGGAAGAAUUACAGCGCCUGCAGACACAAAUAUCUGCUUCGCUAACAUAUGACACCAAGAAGUGGUUCGAAUGGUGACGAUCAGUGACGUGGUUUUGGUAGGAGGAGGAG